Lolium perenne is the source of this 474-nucleotide messenger RNA. RefSeq names its product thioredoxin reductase NTRA-like. Gene Ontology annotation, molecular function: oxidoreductase activity. The record is from RefSeq and is a predicted model, not a curated record. Lineage: Eukaryota; Viridiplantae; Streptophyta; Magnoliopsida; Poales; Poaceae.
AUGGAGGAGGCCACAGCGGGCCUGCUGCGCACGCGCGUCCGCACCAUCGGCAGCGGUCCGGACGCGCACACGGCCGCCGUCUACGCGGCGAGCGCCGAGCUCAGGCCCGUGCUCUUCGAGUGCUGGCUCGCCAACGACAUCGCCGCGGGAGGGCAGCUCACCACCGCCACCGACGUCGGGAACUUCCCGGGCUUCCCCGACGGUAUCCUCGGCAUCGACCUCAUGGACCGCUGCCGCGCCCAGUCUGUGCGCAUCGGGACCAAGAUCUUCUCCGAGACCGCCACCCCUGUCGACUUCUCCGCCCGCCCCUUCCGCGUCUCCUCCGACGAUACCGUCGUCCACGCCGACUCCAUCAUCGUCGCCACGGGCGCCGUCGCGCGCCGCCUCCAUUUCGCCGGCUCCGACGCGUUCUGGAACCGAGGGAUCUCCGUCUGCGUCGUGUGCAACGGCGCCACGCCCAUCUUCCGGAACUAG